This is a messenger RNA of Protopolystoma xenopodis, 396 nucleotides long. Lineage: Eukaryota; Metazoa; Platyhelminthes; Monogenea; Polystomatidea; Polystomatidae. The record is from the annotation of a GenBank genome assembly.
AUGAGGACUGGCGACAUUGUGUUGCUUUGCGCGUCGAAGGAUUUUAUGGGCUGUCCAGACCGCUGUGUUGUAUCAACUGGUAUCAAAGGCGCCUCUGGCACCGGACUGCUGCCACAUAACCUUCUCUCAUCAAUUUCACUUGACAGCCUCCGUAAACGUGUUUAUAGUAUUGGCUUCCAAUGGUUCGCACAAUAUCCUACACUAGAUGAGAGCUCACUUGCAUCGCGAUUAUUCCAUUUCGAGUCUUUGGAGGCCAUUCCUCACGCUACUUUUUCUGCCUCAGGCUCGGAUGAUCGUACUUCCAACAUGAGCAAGAGUGCCAGUGCUGUUAAUAUUAACAGUACUUGCGAUUCGAAUUUGGCUCAUGAAACUGCUUGCUCUGCACCUAGCGAUGGU